Clonostachys rhizophaga is the source of this 759-nucleotide messenger RNA. The record is from the annotation of a GenBank genome assembly. NCBI's taxonomy places the organism in Eukaryota, Fungi, Ascomycota, Sordariomycetes, Hypocreales, Bionectriaceae.
AUGACAUCCUAUCUCAUCAGCGGCUCUUCUCGUGGACUUGGCCUAGCGAUGGCGGCUGAAUUGGCAGCGAGGCCAGCAUCUGACGUAUCCAAGGUUUUCGCUGCUGUCCGCACGGAAACCGAUGAGGUAAAGCAACUCGCUGCAGAUCACCGCGGACGUGUUGAACUUAUUUCAAUGGAUGCCAAUUCAGAGGACUCCAUCCGAACCGCGGUUGCGAAGGUUGAGCAAUCACUUGGUGAGCAGGGCUUAGAUGUGCUUGUCAACGUGGCAGGCAUGUCAAGCGUAGCCCUGGGGGGCAUCGAGCAUAUGGAUGACUUGAUGUCCUUGUUCAACGUCAACGUAAUGAGCGCACACCAGGUGACACGUGCGUAUUUACCGCUGCUGAAGAAAGGCAAUACGAAGAAGAUUGCAAACAUAUCAACGACCGCUGGGUCCAUUACUAUGGCACCUACAUUUAGAGAAAUUCCGACACCUGCAUACAAGAUCUCAAAAGCUGCCCUCAACAUGCUUACGGUUCAAUAUGCACUUUCUUUAGAAGAUCAAGGAUUCACUACCAUAGCCGUGUCUCCAGGGUGGAUUAAAACACCCAUCGGUGGUGAUAACGCUGACCUCGACGUGGGAACUGCAGCUAGAGCUACCCUCGAUGUCAUUGUUCGAUCAGGUCCAGACUCGAACGGAAAGUUCUUGAAUAUUCACGUGCCGGGAUGGGAAAAUUCCCCGGGCCUAAAUCAAUAUGAAGGUGGCCAGCCAGCUUGGUAG